Messenger RNA from Rattus rattus (black rat), 850 nucleotides. It is a transcript of the gene Lrcol1, whose product is annotated as leucine rich colipase like 1. The record is from RefSeq and is a predicted model, not a curated record. Gene Ontology annotation, cellular component: extracellular region. Bases 123 to 614 code for a protein of 163 amino acids. Gene Ontology annotation, biological process: lipid catabolic process; digestion. Gene Ontology annotation, molecular function: enzyme activator activity. The transcript has 6 exons. NCBI's taxonomy places the organism in Eukaryota, Metazoa, Chordata, Mammalia, Rodentia, Muridae.
GUUCGCUGGCUAACCUGUAACCCUCUACUUCAAGGCUGACGUCGGCUCGGAAACUGCAGUUUGGCUGCUCUCACUGCACAGAGGAGCAAGUGGACCUGAGGCAAGGAGGCCCAACGUGAGAUAUGUCUGUCAUGGUGAGGACGCCGCCGCUGCUGCUGCUGCUGCUGCUGCUCCUGCUGCUCUGGGCUGUGCCCACAUUCCAGAAUGACAACGUAAAGGUGGUUUCAGCCUACAAGGGGAUCGGAGAGAUGUGUCAAUACAAUUCUGAGUGUCAGAGCAACUGCUGUGUCACCAACAGCCUGAACCCACAGAAAUUCUGCACCCCCCAGACGGUGUUUUUGCAAUGUGUGCCCUGGAGGAAGCCAAAUGGGUACCUCUGUGAAGAAAAGGCAGAAUGCCACAGCAACUGUUGCAUCAGGACUAGCAACAACCCAGACAAGUUCUGCUCAGCAAAGUCCAUCUUCUUGCAGUGUGUGUCUUGGCGCAAGCCCGAAGGGGAAGUAUGCCAAACCCACUCUGAAUGCUGGAGCCUGUGCUGCCUCCCGCUGAGCGAGAACAGCCUUCCCCACUGCACAAAGCGCACCGGGCUCCUGGCCCUCUGCCUGCCCGUGUGAGUGAACAUGAUCUUGUGGGAUACAGAACUAAAGCUGGACUUCAGAGAGCAGAGAAUGCUUUGCUCACAUCCAGACCGUUCCCUUAUUUGGGUUCUGAAAAUCUGUAGGGAUUAGAGAUGUCUGUUGCUUGUUGUUAAUGUGAAUCCCUCGAGUCCCACAUGUGAAGCAUCCGGGGACAGAUCACAGGAUUGCUGCUCUGUUACUACACGUAAAUAAAAACUGCUGAUUGACGAGGA